AUGGACGAUGAUGAAGAGGUCGAGAGCUCUUUACGAAAAUAUGAGCUGGGGGGUCUCCAAGAACAAACCGAUAGCGAAAGCGAGACCGAAAGCGGUCAAGUAGAAAACGCUGGUCAAAUUGAGGCUGUGGAUGGAGAGCAUGAUGGAGAGCCGCCAGAUACGUCUAGCGGAUCAGAGGAUAUCGAGCCAUUCAACCUGGAUGACGAAAGAGAAGAAGGCAAUUUCCAGGACGGUGCUUUUGUACGCACAGAAAAAGGAGAUGCGUUCGAUAGCUGGCUCGAUAAUGUCGAUAAAGCGACAAUUCGACGUGCUCGAACCGCUAAAUCAUUUCAGGAAGAACUUGCCUGUAAGAGCACCUUAUCAGAAGAACAAGCUUUAGAACGAUUGGGGCCUCUUUUGAAUCCUGCCGAAACUGCCAUGGAGGUCAUAGAGAGUUCUGAAGAUGGAACCAGAGUCGAAGGAAUCACUAUCGCUUGUAACGCAUUGCUCUCCUCGAUUCCUAACAUAUACGACUUAGAGCGAGAAGAACUUGCGCGGCUGUUUCAGUCGAAAUUUGGCCGAAACUUCAAACGAAAACGGGUGGCUGACAACUGGAAGUUCAAGUGGCCCGGACAAGAAGAGGUCCACGGGCCGUUCACAGCCAUGGAAAUGCAGACUUGGCUGGACCAUGGCUACUUCAAAACCGGUGUCCAGGUGUGUCCUGCAGACGGAGACGAGUUCCGAGAUAUAUCUGAGGUUACUUUCUAG
Molecule: messenger RNA, 747 nt
Organism: Wickerhamiella sorbophila
Lineage: Eukaryota; Fungi; Ascomycota; Dipodascomycetes; Dipodascales; Trichomonascaceae
Product: CD2 antigen cytoplasmic tail-binding protein 2
Exons: 1
Coding region: 1-747 (248 amino acids)
Cellular component (GO): U5 snRNP
Molecular function (GO): protein binding
Source: RefSeq, a predicted model, not a curated record